Molecule: messenger RNA, 1728 nt
Organism: Dioscorea cayenensis subsp. rotundata (Guinea yam)
Lineage: Eukaryota; Viridiplantae; Streptophyta; Magnoliopsida; Dioscoreales; Dioscoreaceae
Product: putative disease resistance protein At1g63350
Exons: 6
Coding region: 1-1728 (575 amino acids)
Molecular function (GO): protein binding; ADP binding
Source: RefSeq, a predicted model, not a curated record
AUGCAACUCCUCAAGUUUUUAAGGCACCAAGAAGCCAAAGACUUGAGGAGUUUCACAAGGCAAGGAGUCGUGGAGAUUUUGACAAGCGCAAAGAGCCAAAGUCUUCAAAGCGAUAAAGGAGCAAAAGUGGCCAAGCAGGUUCGAGAAGAAGAUGAGAAGGCAAUACAAUUUGUUAAUUUAUUCGAUGAAAUAACUCACUUGGAAGGAGAACAAUCAGAAGUCUCAUUCUUAGAGCAAUUGCCUCCUAAACCGGUCCCUAAAUCAUAUACGAUAGUGGGGAAAAAAUUCGUUUCCAACCUUGAUAUUGCUCGCAGUUAUCUGGCAGAUGAAACAAUUGGUAUAAUUGGCAUAUGGGGCAUGGGGGGUGUAGGCAAGACCACACUCUUGAAAAAAAUCAACCAAUCAUUGUUAGAUGAUGCAAACAUGGUAUUUGAUCAUGUGCUAUUUAUCGAAGUUUCACAAAAUACUCAGUUGGAAGAACUUCGGAAAGAGAUUGCUAAAAAAUUGCAUUUGGCCCCUGAUGCUGGUCAACAAGACAUCUUCAAUGCCCUAGAAACUAAGAAUAUUGUAUUGCUCUUGAAUAAUAUAUGGGAGCCAGUAGACCUUGUUGAUCUUGGAAUUAUCAAUCCUUAUAGGGAUGAUGAUGAUUCCACCAAACCAUACAAAUAUAAAGUGAUUUUCACUACUCGAUCAGAAGAUGUGUGUGCCCGGAUGGGGGCAAGCAAAAAGAUUAAAGUGAAAUGCUUGGAAUUAGAUGAAGCAUGGGUUCUUUUCAAGCACAAUGUUAAUCUAGCUGUUAUUGAGUCAGAUGAAAAGUUGAAGAAAAUAGCAAGGGAAGUGAUGAACAAGUGUGGUGGUUUGCCACUUGCUCUGCAAGUGGUGGUUAUGAUACUCUACCUAGAAAUAUUCAGGAGUGUUUCUUGUGUGCUUCCCUUUUACGAUGGUUAUCCAAAGAAGAUGCCAAAUUUGUCAUAUUUGGAUCUUCAAGACACUGGUAUCGAAGAACUUCCAAAGGACAUCAAAUGUUUGGUUAAUUUGCAAUACCUAAACAUUUCAAACACAAAUAUCUCAUCACUUCCGAAGGAGUUGGUAUAUUUGAAAAAAUUGCAACAUCUAAUAUGUGGAGGUUUGAAAGGGCUUGGCAAGGUAGAGGAAGAUCUCAUGUCAAGAUUACGUAAGUCGAAGGUCAUCGACGUAUUUCCAUCUGUGGUGGUAGACCUCGAAGAUUGCAAAGAUCAUGGAUUCUUGGCGGUUCUAGUAAUUGAAUCAUGCCCACAGCUUAAGGAGCUUGUGAUGAAUGGAAGUGGGAGUCAUCUCAAUUACCUCGAUAUCUUUAAUGUUGAAAAACUGCAGAACAUUAUCUGGAUAAAUCUAUCACCUGCAGAAUUUUUUCUUGUGUUGCAGUUGUUAGAAAUAUCGGGAUUGGUGUUGGUAAACUGUGUUGUUGGCUCUGCAAUGCAAAUGAAGUGCAUGGAGUCGACAGCAAGUAUUCAACAAAUCCAGAGGAUAGAUUCGGUCUCACUCAGACCUCUUAGGAUGAUCCAGUCAAACCUGAUGAUCAAUCAAAGCUUCAAUUUCACUGCUGCUAAUUUAAGAGCAUUUUGGUCAAUUUCCUCAAACGUAUUCAAAAUUAGGGAACAAGAUGGGAGAAGCUCUGCAAGGCAAAACUUUGAUCUGAGUGAACAAUCAGAAAGAUCAUCUGUCGAGAAGGUGAAAUUUGACAACUAA